CAUAAACAAAAGAUUGUCACAUCUUAUGAAAUCUGGACAAAUGACAGACGUCACUUUAAUUGUUGGUCAAGAAAAAGAAUAUUUUCCAACCCACUCUCUGCUUCUCUGUAUACACAGCGAGGUGUUUUAUGCAAUGUUCUAUGGUUCUAUGGCGGAGAAAAGACAAGUGUUGCCUUGCCUGAAGAUGAUGUUAAAGCAUUUCGUGUUUUCAUAAAUUAUAUAUAUACAGAUGAAGCGGCAUUACAUUCAGUAGAUGAAGCCAUUCGUUCGUUGCAUUUUGCAGAAAAAUACAUGGUAAUGCGUAUGAAGAAGCAAUGUCUAUCAUAUCUUAUGAAUAAUAUAUCGUCAGAUACUGUUUUCGAUAUAUACGAAACAGCGUCCCUAUUUCAACAAAAUGAAUUAAAAACGAAAUGUUGGAAGUAUAUAACUCGCUACACGUCAAAUGUUGUUAAGCGAAACGACUUUAAAUACGUAAAAUAUGAAAUUAUUUUGAAGAUUGUAUCUGAAGAUUAUUUAUCGUUGAAUUCCGAAUUAGAUAUGUAUGACGCCGUUAUAAAGUGGGGUAAAGAAAAAUUCCAAGAUCAAUCUUCAGAAGAUUUUCGAAAAAAAUUACAGCCUUUGUUGGGUCAGAUCAGAUUUUUAAGCAUGACCUCUGCAGAGUUUGCGGAAUCUCCGUGCCAAGAUGGCAUCCUUACUAAAGAUGAACAGCUUGACAUACUUAGAGAAAUUGUAACCAGAAAGAAUUAUAAAAGUAACAAUAUCCAUGAUCAAUGGAGAAAGCCAAGAAUUGCUAAUAUAAUAUAUCGGUACUAAGGUUUCUCAUUUCCGGGAAAUUUGCCUCCAGCGGGAUUACGGGAAAAAUAAUUUCUUUUCCCGGGAUCCCGGGAAAUUUCGGGAUGAGAUAGUAAAAUAGAAUUUUAUAUGAAUAAAAAAGAUCAUACAGGAAUAUCAUAAAUUUGAAUAAUUUAAUUUAUUUUCUAGUAAGUAACUAAAAGUGUAGGGCCAAUCUCACCCAUACCGACGCGUUAGGCUCAAUUAAAUUAUGAGAGAGGUUGCGGCCGACG
Molecule: messenger RNA, 1064 nt
Organism: Centruroides sculpturatus (bark scorpion)
Lineage: Eukaryota; Metazoa; Arthropoda; Arachnida; Scorpiones; Buthidae
Product: BTB/POZ domain-containing protein 2-like
Exons: 2
Biological process (GO): neurogenesis
Cellular component (GO): cytosol; P-body
Source: RefSeq, a predicted model, not a curated record